UGUUUACACAGGUGGCACAAGUUUGAGAAAGCUAAAUAGGCUUUAUCUAGUGAAUGUGAGUAUUAGUGAUGGAAGCAGCCUCUUACAAACAUUGGGCUCACUGCCAUCCCUAAAUUUUGUUGAACUCGAGUAUUGUAACAUUAGUGGAAGAGUUCCUAUUCAUGAGUGGCCUUCAUGGAAGAAUUUAACAGAUUUAUCAAUUCAUUACUCUGUUUUUGAUAAUUACUUUUUUCAUUUGCUUGGGGGUAUAAUUUCUCUUCAGUCUAUUGAUAUUUCGAGUAGUAACCUCAACGACAAUCUAUUCGACCAAGGAUUGCCUGUGUUCAAGAAUUUGACACAUUUAUAUAUCUCUGGUACUGUUUUUCAUAUCAACUUUUUUCAAAUGCUUGAGGACAUGACUUCUCUUCAAUCUAUUAUUAUUUGGGAUUGUAAGUUCGACAACACUACAUUUAACCAAGAUUUUCCCACUUUCAAGAAUUUGAAAUAUUUAAGCAUUUAUUCUACUCAUCUUCGGAUGCACAGUGGAUCAUUUCUUGAGCGAGGAAUUUGUAACUCACUUCAACUACAGGUGUUACAAAUUGUAGACAGUGAUUUGUGGGGUAGCUUGCCUUGGUGCCUUGCAAACUUGACUUCCUUGAAGCAUUUGAUAUCUCAUCAAAUCAAUUUACUGAAGACAUCUCUUUAUCUCCUCUCAAGGUGCUAACAUCUAUCCAAUACUUAAAACUUUCAUACAAUCAUUUCCAAAUUCCAAUUUCCCUCGAACCAUUUUUUAACCACUCAAAACUCAAGGCCCUCUAUGGUGAGAAUAAUGAACUAUAUGUAGGAACUGAGUCACAAUAUCUGGCCCCAAAAUUUCAAUUAAACCACAUCAUAUUACCUACAUAUGGAUAUAAUGGUUCAUUACCCAAAUUCCUCUACAGUCAAUAUGACUUACAAGAAGUUGAUCUAUCCAACCUUAAUUUGAAAGGAGAGUUUCCAGUUUGGUUAUUAAACAAUAAUACCAACCUAAAAAAGCUUUAUUUGGUGAAUAAUUCUCUUUCAGGACCUUUGCAAAUGCCAAUUCAUUCUCACAUGUCUUUGAAAGAAUUAGAUAUCUCUAUCAAUUCCUUCUAUGGGCAUAUUCCAAUAAGAAUUGGAGCUUAUUUACCAAUGCUACAAACUUUAAACAUUUCUCGAAAUGCUUUAAAUGGUAGCAUUCCCUCAUCUUUUGGUGACAUGAAAUCAUUAGAAAGUUUGGACUUGUCCCAUAACUUAUUGAUUGGACAAAUACCUUACCAAAUUGCCAUAGGUUGUUUCUCAUUGCAAUUCCUUGUAUUGUCAAAUAACAGCUUGCAUGGUGAGAUAUUCCCAACAACUUUUAACUUGAAAAGCUUGUUAAAGUUACAAUUGGAUCGCAAUAAUUUCACUAGAAAAAUCCCGGAUGGCUUGUCUAAGUGCUCCUUGAAAGGGUUGUAUAUAAGUGGUAACCAUCUUGUUGGCAUGUUACCACGAUGGUUAGGAAAUAUGCCAAAUUUGAGAGAUAUUAUAUUGUCAAAUAAUCAUCUUGAAGGUGCAAUCCCUUUGGAGUUUUGUCAAUUAGAAAAGCUUGAAGUAUUAGACCUUUCAGAGAAUAAUAUUACUGGGAGUUUACCAUUUUGCUUUCCGCCUUUGUCAAUUAUACAAGUUCAUUUGUCAAGAAAUAAGUUACAGGGACAGCUGAGUGAUGGAUUCUCUAAUAGUUCUUCCUUAAUAACAUUAGAUAUUGGAUAUAAUCACUUUGAAAACAACAUUCCAUAUUGGAUUGAUAAGCUUUCCAAUUUGACUUAUCUUAUCUUGAGCAAUAACAAUUUUCAAGGUGAAGUGCCAAUCAACUUGUGCAAGUUAGGACGAUUACAAUUGAUAGAUCUUUCUCAUAACAAGCUUUCUGGGAGUAUCCCUCAUUGCUUAAAAAUUGCAAUAGUAAGAGUUGCCUCUUAUUCCUCACUUGAUUUUACUAGGCCUCAAAUUGACCCACCUAAUGUUGUUACAUCUCCAACGGAAACUGCAAUGAGAAAAGAAAAAAGUAUAGAGUUUACAACAAAGACCAAAUCUUACUCUUACCAAGGAAGAAUCCUCUCCUACAUGUCUGGUAUUGAUCUUUCCAAUAAUAAGUUUGUUGGAAUCCAUGCACUUAAUCUCUCUUACAACAAUUUGACGGGACCAAUCCCAUCAACGUUUUCAAAUCUCAAGCAGAUUGAGAGUUUGGAUCUUUCAUAUAACAAUUUGAAUGGAAAAAUCCCUCCUCAAAUUGUUGAACUAAAUAAUUUGGCUGUUUUCAAUGUGGCCUAUAAUAAUUUAUCUAGCCAAACUCCUGACAGGAUUUUUCAAUUUGGGACAUUCGAAGAAGGUAGUUAUGAGGGAAAUCCACUUCUCUGUGGACAACCAUUGCCCAAAACUUACAAUGCAAUUGAAUCACCAUCAUUGAUGCCCAAAGCUUCAAGUAAUAGUGAAGGAGAUAAUAAUAUCAUUGAUAUGGAUAUCUUCUAUAUAAGUUUUGUAGUUUCUUAUAUAAUUGUUCUCUUAGCAAUUGUUGCAAUUUUGUACAUAAAUCCUUAUUGGCGUCAUACAUGGUUUUAUUUUGUUAAGUUGUGCAUAACAUCCUGCUACUAUUUUAUUGUAGAUCAUCUCCCUAAGUGAUUUGGUGAUGAAAAAUUAGUUGGAUUUUAUGUACUUGUAUAUCUUGCAAAUUUGCUUUGUUUUGAUUUGCUCUUCAUAUCUUAAAUCAUUCUAUCUAUAUUAAAAGUGCCAACCUAUUUUUCCUUGAUUUUACCAUCAUUUUGAAGAGAGCUAUGAAAUUAUAUGCUGCCAGUUAUUUUGUUAACAUGUAUUAAACUUGUAAUUAGAAACGUAACUAACUGUUGUAGGGGCUUAUAUGUCAUUAUAUAGCAAGGCCAAAAUAGUUAUUUUGGUGGUAAGAUAUUUUAUUAACCCUUGGUAUAUAAACCAAGGUUAUUCAUCUAGAUAGAAUUCAAGAUAAUUCUACUUGGUUGUUCAUCUCUUUUUUUUAUUUGUUAGGAUUUAUUAUACAUUGACAAAACUCUCCAGUUUUCUUCAAUCUUGAGCAAGUUUCAGUGAGUUUUGUGAUUGUUUUGUAUUUAAGCAAUUGCGGUUACUUUUCUUGUAUAGAUCGAAGCUUUUUUUGUAUUAUAAGUUGUAAUACCUUGUUAUUAUAAUGGAUUCGAUUAGAACAUCUCCUCUUUGCCUUGGAUUAGAAAGCAUGAACCGAGUAAAUAUCAUGUUACAUUAUUUUCACAUUGUUGAUAUUUUCUUGUUAUUACUUGUUUCCAAAAUCUAAUUGUAUUGAUCUUUGUAUUAUAAAAACCAACACAGAUCUUCAAAGUUCAUUUGUGGCAAGGCUUUGGGGAAGAUAUCAACGAUUUGAAGAGACAAGAGCCUGUAAAUUAAAGAAAUAAUAUCUCCCUUUAUUUUGUCUUUGAUGAAAUAACGACCUAUCUCUACAUGUUUUGUUCUAUCUAUGUAGAGGAUUUUUGUAAUAUUUAUUGAUGUUUGAUUAUUACAAUACAUCUUUAUGAAUUUAACUACAAGAAUUUUAAUUCA
Mangifera indica (mango) is the source of this 3576-nucleotide messenger RNA. Its product is annotated as receptor-like protein 1. Lineage: Eukaryota; Viridiplantae; Streptophyta; Magnoliopsida; Sapindales; Anacardiaceae. The coding region runs from base 1054 to 2655 and encodes 533 amino acids. Gene Ontology annotation, molecular function: protein binding. The transcript is spliced from 6 exons. The record is from RefSeq and is a predicted model, not a curated record.